This is a messenger RNA of Achroia grisella, 1219 nucleotides long. RefSeq names its product protein l(2)37Cc (gene Phb1). Bases 195 to 1019 code for a protein of 274 amino acids. The transcript has 5 exons. Gene Ontology annotation, cellular component: membrane; mitochondrion. The record is from RefSeq and is a predicted model, not a curated record. Lineage: Eukaryota; Metazoa; Arthropoda; Insecta; Lepidoptera; Pyralidae. Gene Ontology annotation, biological process: mitochondrion organization.
GGAAUAUUAAAAAAAAAACAUUUCUACACUCGUCAAUAUUCAAGAAUUGCAUUCUAUUUUCUUUUCUAUCCAGUGAUUAAAUAAUAUCUAUUUCUGAAGUAAAAAUAACUAAUUCUUAUAACGUGUUAAGGUAAAUUUAAACAAUAAUUCAUCAUUAAAUUCUAUGUAGUACUCAUUCCUUUACAUUUUGAGAAAUGGCUGCACAACUUUUCAACCGCAUUGGGCAAGUUGGCCUGGGAGUAGCACUAGUUGGUGGUGUUGUAAAUUCUGCUCUGUACAAUGUUGAUGGUGGUCACAGAGCUGUAAUAUUUGACAGAUUUGCUGGUGUCAAAAAUUUGGUAGUUGGUGAAGGCACUCACUUCUUUGUCCCAUGGGUGCAGAAACCUAUAAUUUUUGAUAUUAGAUCCAGACCAAGAAAUGUGCCUACUGUUACUGGAAGCAAAGAUCUACAAAAUGUGAAUAUCACCCUUCGUAUCCUAUUCAGACCAGUGCCAGAUCAGCUACCAAAAAUUUAUACCAUUCUUGGUAUAGACUAUGAUGAAAGAGUACUACCAUCUAUUACAUCUGAAGUCCUCAAAGCAGUUGUUGCACAGUUUGAUGCUGGAGAACUUAUUACACAGAGAGAGGUAGUAUCACAAAAGGUCAAUGAGAGCUUAACCGAAAGAGCAGGGCAGUUUGGUUUGAUUCUGGAUGACAUUUCUAUCACACAUCUAACUUUUGGCAAGGAGUUCACUCAGGCAGUAGAACUCAAACAAGUAGCACAACAGGAAGCUGAAAAAGCGAGAUUCCUAGUAGAAAAGGCAGAACAACAAAAAAAGGCUGCCGUCAUUGCGGCAGAGGGUGACGCACAAGCAGCCGUGCUUUUAGCAAAGUCUUUCGGAAACGCUGGCGAAGGUCUUGUAGAACUCCGACGUAUCGAAGCCGCAGAAGACAUUGCAUACCAACUAUCAAAAUCACGUAAUGUUACUUACUUACCUCAAGGACAAAAUGUUUUGUUGAAUCUUCCUACGCAAAAUUAAAGGGAUAAUUAUAUUUAUAACAAUGUAUAUUAAGGUUCAUUGUGGUGGAUUCUGUACAACUGCAUUUGUAUUUUAUUUACGCAUAAUGUUUAUUAUUAAAUAGUGUAAUAAGUUUAUAAAGACUCCACCUAUAAAAAGGAUAGUGUUGAAUUAGUUGUAUAUUAAAAAUAUAGUACCUACAUAAAAUUUUGUUGGAAUUA